This is a messenger RNA of Paramecium pentaurelia, 617 nucleotides long. The record is from the annotation of a GenBank genome assembly. Lineage: Eukaryota; Ciliophora; Oligohymenophorea; Peniculida; Parameciidae.
AUGCAAAAAUAAAAGAAGUAAACUAAAGGAUGGAGUAGAAUUCCAAACGAUUGUGAAUUUUAUCAUUAAUAUAUUAAAUAGUAGCAGGGAGGUAACAACCUUAUAAUUCAUAAAAAUAAAACCGAUUAGAUCUCUAAGCAGUAUAAAUUUGCUCUAUUGCCAUUUUUAUAGCAAUUGCCAAAUAUGUUAGUGAACAGGUAUUUAAGUAAGCCUCUUCUCAAAUAUUGUAAGUUUUUAUUCUACUUCUUUGUAUUAAAUUCUGUUAUUAAUUUUUAUUAGAUAUCUUUAAGGCAUAUGGCAAAAAAUAUAAGGUAUUAUUCAUAUCUUCUUUAUAUAAAAUGUUGAAAUUGAUUAAACCAAAAUCCAAAUAUGUAAUUUAUCUGGGCAAUUUGCUAAUUUAAUAGAUUAGAAAAGAAAAGAGAAUCAAAUAAAAUAUUUCAAUCUUAAAAGCACAUUUAAUAAAAAUGUCAAGUGCAUAAAUUAAAUUUCAAAAGUAAUGAUAUUUAUAACUUAGAUCCUAUUAUGAUGUUAAUCACAAUUUAAAUUUGGCAUCAUUAACAAGAGAUAAGAAAUUGAAAUAAAAUUAAACUUAAAUCUUUUUCAAAUUAGAGAAAUGA